This is a messenger RNA of Maudiozyma saulgeensis, 1539 nucleotides long. The record is from the annotation of a GenBank genome assembly. NCBI's taxonomy places the organism in Eukaryota, Fungi, Ascomycota, Saccharomycetes, Saccharomycetales, Saccharomycetaceae.
AUGACUUCAACUAGUAUGGAUAACGAAGAUUGGAAAUCAAAGUUAAAUAUUCCACAAAGGGAUACGAGACCACAGACUGAAGAUGUUCUUGGUACUAAAGGUAAUACUUUUGAAGAUUUUGGUUUGAAGAGAGAACUUUUAAUGGGUAUCUUUGAAGCAGGUUUUGAAAAACCUUCACCAAUUCAAGAAGAAUCUAUCCCUGUUGCAAUUACUGGUAGAGAUAUUUUAGCAAGAGCUAAAAAUGGUACAGGUAAAACUGCAGCUUUUGUUAUUCCAACUUUAGAACAAAUUAAACCAAAAGUUAAUAAAAUUCAAGCUUUAAUUAUGGUACCAACAAGAGAAUUAGCUUUACAAACUUCUCAAGUUGUAAGAACUUUAGGUAAACAUUGUAAUAUAUCAUGUAUGGUAACUACAGGUGGUACAAAUUUAAGAGAUGAUAUUUUAAGAUUGAAUGAUAUUGUUCAUGUUGUUGUUGGUACUCCAGGUAGAAUAUUAGAUUUAGCAUCAAGAAAAAUUGCAGAUUUAUCAAAUUGUUCUUUAUUUGUUAUGGAUGAAGCUGAUAAAAUGCUUUCACGUGAUUUCAAAACAAUUAUUGAACAAAUUUUAAUUUUUUUACCAAAAAAUCAUCAAUCUUUAUUAUUUUCUGCUACUUUCCCAUUAUCUGUUAAAGAAUUUAUGGUUAAACAUUUAAAUAAACCAUAUGAAAUUAAUUUAAUGGAAGAAUUAACUUUAAAAGGUAUUACUCAGUAUUAUGCAUUUGUUGAAGAAAGACAAAAAUUACAUUGUUUAAAUACAUUAUUUUCCAAGUUACAAAUUAAUCAAGCAAUUAUUUUUUGCAAUUCAACUAAUAGAGUUGAAUUAUUAGCUAAAAAAAUCACUGAUUUAGGUUAUUCAUGCUAUUAUUCACAUGCAAGAAUGAAACAACAAGAAAGAAAUAAAGUCUUUCAUGAAUUUCGUCAAGGUAAAGUUAGAACUUUAGUUUGUUCAGAUUUAUUAACAAGAGGUAUUGAUAUUCAAGCUGUUAAUGUUGUUAUUAAUUUUGAUUUCCCAAAGACUGCAGAAACUUAUUUACAUAGAAUCGGUAGAUCAGGUAGAUUUGGUCAUUUAGGUUUAGCAAUUAAUUUAAUCAAUUGGAAUGAUAGAUUCAAUUUAUAUAAAAUUGAACAAGAAUUAGGAACAGAAAUUGCUGCAAUUCCAGCUACUAUUGAUAAAUCUUUAUAUGUAGCAGAAAAUAAUGAUAAUGUUCCAAUUCCUGUACCAAUAGAACAACAAAGUUUCCAUAAUAAUAAUAACAAUAUAGUUAUUCCACCUCAGCAACAACAAUUUGCGCACUUUAACAAUAAUCAAUUACCACCACAACAGUAUCCACAACAACAUCAACAACAGCAUCAUCAACAGCCACAGCCACAACAACAACAACAACAACAAGGUAUACCUCCACAACAAUUCCAACCACAAUUUCAUGCACAACAGUACCCACCUCAGAUGCAAAUGCAGAAUCAAGGUAAUUAUCCUCCAGGUGUAGGUCCACAAUAUUAG